Bufo bufo (common toad) is the source of this 800-nucleotide messenger RNA. It is a transcript of the gene BORCS8, whose product is annotated as BLOC-1 related complex subunit 8. Bases 175 to 507 code for a protein of 110 amino acids. NCBI's taxonomy places the organism in Eukaryota, Metazoa, Chordata, Amphibia, Anura, Bufonidae. The transcript has 5 exons. Gene Ontology annotation, cellular component: BORC complex. The record is from RefSeq and is a predicted model, not a curated record.
CUGUGAUUCGCCGUAGGCUGGUCAGAUGUCAUGGAUGGAACGGUCUACCUGAUGCUAUCCGAGAACUGCUGGGAUUUGUAGUCCCGCGGCGGAACCUUUGAGCUUUGUUGCACCCGGACUUCUAUUGGUGGCGGACUGGACGCGAGGAGUAGCCCCAGCUGUGUAAGCAGUGCCAUGGUCAUGGAGGAGCAGGAGAUGCAGAUCAAGGUGAAGAAAGUUACGGACAAGUUCACUGAGAGCAUGUAUGUCCUUGCCAACGAGCCGUCUGUGGCUUUAUAUAGGCUUCAAGAACAUGUCCGCAGGUCUCUUCCGGAACUGGCACAGCACAAGGCAGAUAUGCAGAAUUGGGAAGAACAAAGUCAAGGCUCUGUAUAUACUGUGGAGUAUGCCUGCAGUGCCGUUAAAAGUAUGACGUUCAGCAGUGUGCACUUCAAGAGCAUUGACGGCCUACUAAAGCAAGCUAUCAAUCUAAAACAUCAGCUGAAUGCCGUCCAGAGCCGCAGGUAGCACAUAGGUGCUGUCUGCCUCUCCUACUGCCCUCCUGCACAGAAUCACAAGGCUGUGAAAGAAUUCUCUGUGCUGUCCGACUACAUUCCUGCACGUAUGCAUUUUGGACUUGUUAUACUGUAAAGGGUGCAGUGGUUCCAAAACAAAAUGAUGCACUGUAUAUUUAUGUAGGGACUUGUUUCAUAUGGCUCGUGUUGCUUCCAUGCCAUUUUGUGUUAUUUAUUUUAUUUUACACACUUAUAUAGCGCUGACAUAUUCCGCAGCGCUUUACAACAUUAGCAUCACGCUGUCGC